Trichoderma aggressivum f. europaeum is the source of this 1101-nucleotide messenger RNA. RefSeq lists its product as uncharacterized. Gene Ontology annotation, molecular function: NADPH dehydrogenase activity; FMN binding. The record is from RefSeq and is a predicted model, not a curated record. Lineage: Eukaryota; Fungi; Ascomycota; Sordariomycetes; Hypocreales; Hypocreaceae. The coding region runs from base 1 to 1101 and encodes 366 amino acids. The transcript has a single exon.
AUGGCCUCUACAGACGCUCUUCUAUUUACGCCUCUAAAGCUCGGCAAGAUAGAGCUUGGUCACCGUGUUGUACUAUCGGCACUUACACGACUCCGUGCCGACAAAAAUCAUGUUGCCACAGACCUCAUGAAGGAGUAUUACCUUCAGCGUACCUCGAUACCAGGCGGCCUUAUUAUCGCUGAAUCCGCCUCCAUCGCUAAGCACCAUGGCGGUAUGUCAUACACUUCAGCUAUAUGGGGCGAGGAACACAUCCAGGGCUGGAAACCCAUCGUCGAUGCUGUUCACAACAAAGGCGGCUUCAUGUAUCUUCAGCUUAUGGCAUUUGGAAGGGCUGCCCAACGUUCAGCUGCUGAAGAAGAUGGGUUUAAGAUCAAAGCUCCCAGUGCCAUUCCUUUUGAGGGAAGUGAAACGCCAGAAGAGAUGACGGUCGAAAGCAUCAAGAGCACAGUCCAAGAUUACGUCCAAGCAGCCAAAAAUGCCGUGCGCGCUGGAUUCGACGGCGUUGAGCUCUACGCUGCCAAUGGCUACCUCCUUGAUCAAUUCAUUCAGGACGUGAGCAACCAGCGGACCGAUGAGUAUGGCGGCAGCAUCGAGAACAGAAAUCGCAUAGUUGUAGAGAUCGUCCAAGCUGUUGCCGAUACUGUUGGGGCAGAACGUGUGGGCAUCAAGCUAAGCCCAUGGUCUGAGUUCCAAGGCAUGCGCAUGGAAAAUCCCAUUCCACAGUUCACCGAUCUUAUUCGACGGAUCAACAACAUUGGAAUUGGCUAUCUGAAUCUCAUUGAGUCUCGGGUCUCAGGAAUCGACUACACGGAUGGCACAGAGAAGCUCGACUGGGCAUGGGCAGUCUGGGACAAGGCGAUUAUUGCAACAGGAGGCUAUCUACCUGAGACGGCACUGGAGCUGGUUGAGAAGCACCCGGGCAGGGAUAUUGUUGUCGCCUUCGGAAGGCGAUAUGUCUCGAACCCUGACCUGCCAUUCCGUAUCCAGAGAGGCCUUGAGCUCAACCCGUAUGAUCGCAGUUCAUUCUACAAAGUGGGCGCUCCUGAGGGACUCAUUGACUAUCCGUUUAGCAAGGAGUAUUUGACGCUGCAGAAAAACUGA